Messenger RNA from Tuber aestivum (summer truffle), 1462 nucleotides. The record is from the annotation of a GenBank genome assembly. NCBI's taxonomy places the organism in Eukaryota, Fungi, Ascomycota, Pezizomycetes, Pezizales, Tuberaceae.
GCCAUCCCCUGGAUCCCCAUGUACCCCCUACCCGUAAUUUCUGUAUCCCACUGGUAGGCCAUUGCACACGGGACAUUGUAGCUAUGCCCCGCGUAACUUUCAGACCGCCGCUCUUCAAUUCUGCGAGUCCCUGGGCUACCACAAAGACUGAUCUACAGGAGCUCUACAACUCUCCCUUCACCGGUGCCGUGACCACCCGCACUUCGCUCCUUGCGCCAUUUCACCACAACCCCUCCAUCCACCAACACACCCUUUUCGAUUCCCCCGCAACUAGUCUCAACACGUACGGCUACUCUCCCCAUCCCCUGAGCUUCUACCUCGAUGCCGUGGAGUCUAUAAUUACGGACACCGGCAAACCGCAGACGAAGCCCUUCAUUAUAUCCAUCACCGGCACUCCCGAGGAGGUUGCCGAGGCUGUAACCGCUGUUGACGACGUCGCCCGAGUUGGUUACAAUCUCCUGGUUGAGCUUAAUCUGUCCUGCCCGAACAUUCCCGAUAAGCCGCCUCCCGCCUAUUCCCUGCCGGAGUUGAACGCGUACUUGGACUUGCUGUCGGGGCUGAAGGCAACGCUUCCGAUUGGACUCAAGACGCCACCCUACACCUAUGAUGCUCAAUUCCAGGUCCUUUUAUCCGCCUUGGGAGCGCACCCUUCGCUAGUAUCCUUCAUCACCUCAACAAAUACUCUGGGAUCUUCCCUACACCUUUCCCCGCAGCCCUCGCUGGCUGUAUCCGGGGGCGGGCGGGCUGUGUACCGGCCGACUUUGUCGUCUCCUGCUGGGACGGGGAUAGGUGGACUAGGUGGUGCCUCUAUUCAUUGGCUGAGUCUAGGGAAUGUUAGCACCAUCCGACGGAUGUUGGAUCGGGCCCAGGGGCUGGAGGACAUAGCGAUUAUCGGCGUCGGCGGAGUGGGUGAUGGAGAUGGAUGGCAGAGAAUGUUGAGCGUUGGAGCAGAAGGUGUGGGGGUUGCUACAGCGCUCGGAGAGAAUGGCGUCGGCGUGUUUGCGAAGAUUUCGAGAGAGGAUUAGCUGUACUGUACGUACCGGUAUGUUUAUUCGAGCACUAGAGGGUUUGUGCAGUCUGAUGGGAGAUAUCGAUAGUGUUGUUAGGGGCUUUCGCUCCCACUAAAUCCCAUGAACCCCCCGGCACCGGGCCUCUCAAAUGGUUAUACAGUGGCAAAUUCCCGAGUAUCUUGAAACCGCCCCUGCCAAGAUUAUGCUCGGGGGGCACAGUCGCAUAAUCGUACCUUCAUAAAAUCGUAUGAGUACAGCAUAGUUAAGUUUAGCAUUAGGCCGACCCACGCCUCGAUCAGGUGGGAUCUAGGAAGCGGGUCUCCAAGCCUUGUCAUUGACUGAUGUUAUGAUAGCACCAUCCGGCCAUUCCUGCGUAAAGCCUCUAAACUGCUUCCCUAAGCUCAUCGCACCUCGUGAAAUCCUUAGAAGCCAAGAUAUAUCGAGAGGCCAGU